Molecule: messenger RNA, 1038 nt
Organism: Galendromus occidentalis (western predatory mite)
Lineage: Eukaryota; Metazoa; Arthropoda; Arachnida; Mesostigmata; Phytoseiidae
Product: pyrimidine-specific ribonucleoside hydrolase RihA
Exons: 1
Coding region: 1-951 (316 amino acids)
Molecular function (GO): hydrolase activity, hydrolyzing N-glycosyl compounds
Source: RefSeq, a predicted model, not a curated record
AUGAAGAAUUUGAUCAUCGAUACCGAUUGUGGAGUGGAUGAUGCGAUAGCACUGAUUGCCGCGUUGAGCUCAGGGAACGCGAACGUUGUGGCAAUCACAUGUGUUUCCGGCAAUGCCUCUCUUCGGGACGUUCUGGUGAAUGUUUCCAAAGUUCUCAAAACGUGUGGGCGUGAAGGAGUACCGUUUUACGCCGGCUGUGAAGGUCCUCUCGCUCGAGAGAACGUUUUCGCGAAUAACUAUCAUGGAACAGAUGGGCUCGGGGAAUGUCCUUCGGAGUUCGAAAAGGGUCCCGAAGCCCAGCCUGGAAUCCACGCCGCCGAGGCAUUGAUCAAGACCAGCAAAGACCGAGUCGGUGAAAUUGUCCUUGUGAUGCUGGGACCGUGCACGAACCUCGCGGUCGCUCAUCACAUAGAUCCUCGGGUAACAACGUACUUCAAAGAAAUCAUCUGCAUGGGUGGAAACAUCGAGGGCAAAGGAAAUGUGACUCCGGGAGCGGAAUUCAAUUUCGCAUCUGAUCCCGAGGCGGCGCACGUUCUCGUUCAACAGUCGAAGUGCCCCGUGCUGCUCGUUCCUUGGGAGACCAUCACAAAAAACUGGAUUCCUUGGAAUUUAUACGAGAGAAUGAUCAACGGGACGACUCCGAAAUCGAAGUUCUUGAAGGCGAUCUGUGCGUUCACGGAGAAGUACUACCGUGACGAGAACGUGGGGCACGACGGAUACGAACUGGGAGACUUCCUUGCCGUGCUGGCGGCCAUCCGCCCAGACUCCGUGACGAAGAAAAUCAGCCGGAGGCUCGCAGUGGAGCUACGCGGCGAACAUACGAGCGGACAAGUUGUUCAAGCAUGGUACAAUGAUAUGCUGCCGGCAGUCACGAAAUCGACAGCGGUAGCCUUGGAAUUCGACCCGCGCAUUGUCGAAGAAACCUUGCGAUCGAUGGUCGGCGAUCCCUGAAGAAAAUAGAGAGACCGAAAAUCGGUCCGCUCGUUUCGCCAGUUGUUCUCUCUUGUGUUCGUGGAGAUCCUCGCCGAAAUAAAUGAU